CUUGUCCGGCCCCCAUUUGGUAAUUGAUUUCCUCUGACCGCUAUGGACCAAGACUCGUUUCGACAACUUUUGAAUAAUUCAUCGGGGGCUGCAACAUCAUCAAGACGUGGGGUAAAACAGGCUAAGACCAUCAGUGCCUCUGAGCCUGCAUUCAAACCGCGGAAAGUGAAGAAGGAAGCAAAGUACCGGGACCGUGCGGCUGAGCGGAGAGUCGGCGGUGGGAAUGACUAUGCACAGGUUGAAGCUAUCCUGGAGGAUUUCGAUAAACGUACCGCUGACCAGGGUAAAGAUGUAGUCGACGCGCAACGCGGCUACCUCGGCGGAGAUAGCGACCAUACCAUUCUCGUCAAGGGGCUUGACGUGGCAUUACUCGAACAAAACAAGAACGCCGCUGCAGCUUCGGUAGAUGAUGAUACGCUUGAGAAGGCUUUCUUGGGGGAGACUCCAGAAUCUACAGUGCGCAAGAAGCGCACUCGCGAGGACAUCGUUCGCGAAUUGAAGGCUAAGCGGCCGAAAACAGGUGAUUCACAACAACCUCCAGUCAUAACCGAUGCACCAUUACCAAACAAUAAGUUCAAACCCAUCGGAUUCAAACCAAUAAAUCAGGGCGAUGUUGACGCUAAGAAGAAGAAAAAGAGGCGAAAAAUCGAGACUAUGGCAAAGACGGAAGAAAAACCUCAGAGUACACCAUCUGAGCCUCCCAAAGAAUCCCCCAAGCCACGAUCCGCACGAAAACUGGAACCCGAGCCUGAACCUGAGCUCCCAGAAGAUUUUGAUAUCUUCGAGGGUGCUGGCGAAUAUGAAGGUUUGGAUGUCAGCGAUGACGAUUCUGGUAACGAUAUAUCCCCUCUCAGAGACGAUACCUCAUCUCCGGGAGACGCACUAUUAAACAGACCCGGCGGUUGGUUUAACGAUGAUCUACAACCUCCGUUCGCUUCUCAACCCAAGUCACCUCUGGAUGUGGUUCUAUCACCCACCCCAAUUCCACUGCCCUCCGUCCCUGACGAAGAUGAGGAGGAAGACAAUGACGAUGGCCCGGUACGACUGGAGCCUCUUGAGAACUCCUCUCUUCCUUCCAUCAAGGACUUUUUGUUGAUGGACCAGUCUGCUGAGAAGAGGCGAAAACGGAAGAAAAAGGGCAAAGACGCGAAAGACGCAGUCGAUGAAUCGAAGAAGCUAAAUCCACAGGCAAAGGCUGACCGAGAUUACAAAAGGUUAAAAUCAUAUCAGGACAAAAGAGUUGCUGGAAAGUCAUAGAACGUUUGAAUAGCUUGCUAUAUAAUACAGGUCCAUCAUGAAUCUGAUCGGUUGGGAUGCCCUUGCAACAGCUUGUUAAUGGUAAUAGUUCGUAGAUUCGUGUCCGCAAAUAGAGCGCGAACGAGUCUCACAAGUUCAUCAACCUCAAAGUCCACUAAAGCCCCUGCCUCGAAUAAAUAUG
Messenger RNA from Guyanagaster necrorhizus, 1438 nucleotides. RefSeq lists its product as uncharacterized. The coding region runs from base 43 to 1257 and encodes 404 amino acids. The transcript is spliced from 6 exons. The record is from RefSeq and is a predicted model, not a curated record. Lineage: Eukaryota; Fungi; Basidiomycota; Agaricomycetes; Agaricales; Physalacriaceae.